AUGAGAAAACUGCCCUGGCCCAGAGCUAGAUAUAAGCGCCGCGGGCGGUGUAAUUUAAAUGAGGAACGUUCAGUGGUCGCUCAACAGAACCUUCCUGAGGCUAGUUCUGUUCGUGCGGAUGACAAGGCGGCCUGUGGUCUCGCAUUGUUGGGCCCAACCGCAGCUCUUAGCAUGCCCGACGCAUAUUAUUACCCAUUGCUAGCUCUCACGGGGCCCCCGGCCGCCGCUUGUUCCCGACGCCUGGUGGCCAUCGAUCCACUCGUCAACGGCUCGCUGCCUGCGACCCUCGACGGCCCGCUUAGGGCGACGGGAAUAGACACCGCAAACUACCGCAAUUUGCUGCGGCGUAUGCACGCGGCUCUAAUGGCGUUCUCCGUCCGAUAUAAAGUGCAUGAGCGGCCGCUCGCUGCGAGAGCAAUUUUCGCGCGUGACCUCCGAACGGAAUCUUCAGCAUCUCCGAGGGCCAAGCGAAAUGGGUUCCACAAGAGCGGUUAUGCUAAAAUGCAGCCCCGUAUUCUCAGCGGUUCCCUU
This is a messenger RNA of Iphiclides podalirius (scarce swallowtail), 531 nucleotides long. Lineage: Eukaryota; Metazoa; Arthropoda; Insecta; Lepidoptera; Papilionidae. The record is from the annotation of a GenBank genome assembly.